Molecule: messenger RNA, 495 nt
Organism: Sciurus carolinensis (gray squirrel)
Lineage: Eukaryota; Metazoa; Chordata; Mammalia; Rodentia; Sciuridae
Product: early activation antigen CD69-like
Exons: 4
Coding region: 1-495 (164 amino acids)
Source: RefSeq, a predicted model, not a curated record
AUGGAAACUUCUUCAAAAGUGACGGAAACAUGGGUAGAAGAGUCUGAGAAUAAAGUUGAGCAGCCCAAGACCAACCAGAUGGUUGGAAUUAAAAGAAUCUUUAAAGAUAAGACAUGCUUACGGGAUUUAAGUAAAUGUCCACAAGGCUGGAACCUAAUCCAUAAACAUUGCUUCCUGUUAUCUGAAUACGAAACUACUUGGAUCAGUGGCCAGGAAAGCUGCAAAAUGCAUUACUCAACUCUGGCUAAGUUCAACUUUCCGAAAGAAAUGGAAUAUUUGAUGCAACAGCUGAAGCACCCUUCUACAUAUUGGAUAGGACUGAACAAACUCAAUGAAAACAAAACCUGGAAAUGGGCAGAUGGGAGUGUAUACAAAGAAUGGUACAAAAUUGAAGAUAAUGGCGAUUGUGUCUACAUAGAUAGGAGAGUCAUGAAUAGUUCCAAAUGUGAAAAAAACAAAAAAUAUAUUUGCAGCAAAAGAAGCUUCUGUCUUUAG